AUGAUUCAUCGGCAAAGACUAGUAAGCAUUUUAGCAGCUGUUUCUCUUUUGUCCCUAUGGUUCUUCUUCUCCUCAAACAAGCUAUCCUACUCCACCCCCAAUGAUCCAGUAGUAGACUUGGAUACGAACACAAACACAGAACACACAGAUCCUCAAGGGCAGAAUAAGCAAGCUAAGCUCAAGUUCCAGUCAAUCAUGCCAUCAAUGCCGGAUCAGAAAGCUAAGCAGGAACUUGGUAGAGCGUCCUGGAAAUACUUUCACACUGUACUUUCAAGGUUUCCCGAUGAGCCUACGCAGGAGGAGCGCGACAAGCUGGCUCAGUUCUUGCAGUUGUACGCAGAGCUCUACCCGUGCGGAGAGUGCUCAUACCACUUUGUUGAGAUGCUCAAGAAAUGGCCGCCACAAACAUCGAGUAGAACAGCUGCCGCCUUAUGGGGGUGCCUCAUGCACAACAAAGUGAACGUAUUUUUAAAAAAGGACGAGUACGAUUGUUCCAAAAUCCUCGAGGACUACGACUGUGGAUGCGGUGGUGAAGACGGCAAGAUCAACGACCAGCUCAAGAUGAAUAAGGUGUCAUUACAGAAGGAGGGCAAACAAGGCGGGUAA
Messenger RNA from Lachancea thermotolerans CBS 6340, 606 nucleotides. It is a transcript of the gene ERV2, whose product is annotated as flavin-linked sulfhydryl oxidase. Gene Ontology annotation, molecular function: flavin-dependent sulfhydryl oxidase activity; flavin adenine dinucleotide binding. Bases 1 to 606 code for a protein of 201 amino acids. Gene Ontology annotation, cellular component: mitochondrion. The record is from RefSeq and is a predicted model, not a curated record. NCBI's taxonomy places the organism in Eukaryota, Fungi, Ascomycota, Saccharomycetes, Saccharomycetales, Saccharomycetaceae. The transcript has a single exon.